UGUGCUGUCUAGACAAACAUGUGCCAGGAAGCAUGAUGUGACUGUCUUGUUCAUCAGGUGGACUCUCACUACUGCCCCAGCUGCCUGGAAAACAUGCCUUCAGCUGAAGCCAAGCUGAAAAAGAAUAGGUGUGCUAACUGCUUUGACUGCCCCUGCUGCAUGCAUACCCUUUCCACUCGGGCCACGAGCAUUCCUGCUCCACUCCCUGAUGACCCAGCCAAGACUACCAUGAAGAAAGCAUAUUACUUGGCCUGUGGAUUUUGCCGCUGGACUUCCCGGGAUGUUGGCAUGGCAGACAAGUCUGUCGCUAGUGGUGGCUGGCAGGAGCCGGAGAAUCCUCACACGCAGAGGAUUAACAAACUGGUUGAGUACUACCAGCAGUUGGCUCAGAAAGAGAAGAUUGAGCGGGACCGAAAGAAGCUGGUGCGACGCCGAAACUACAUGCCCCUGGCCUUUUCGCAACACACUAUACACGUAGUGGAUAAAUAUGGCCUUGGAACCAGGCUUCAACGCCAGAGGCCCGGAGCACCGAUCAGUGCCCUCGCUGGACUCUCCCUAAAAGGAGAGGACCAGAAGGAGAUCAAGAUUGAGCCAGCUGAUGCAGUGGAAGAAGUGGAGCCUCUUCCUGAGGAUUACUACACAAGACCAAUCAAUCUGACAGAAGUGACGACUCUGCGUCAGCGCCUGCUGCAGCCUGACUUCCAGCCGAUCUGCGCUUCCCAGCUCUACCCACGUCAUAAGCACCUCCUGAUCAAGCGUUCACUGCGCUGUCGGAAAUGUGAACAUAACCUGAGCAAACCAGAAUUCAAUCCAACAUCUAUCAAAUUCAAGAUCCAGCUGGUUGCUGUUAACUAUAUCCCUGAAGUGAGAAUCAUGUCUAUUCCCAACCUGCGCUACAUGAAGGAGAGCCAAGUCCUCCUGACUCUGACCAAUCCAGUGGAAAACAUCACACAUGUCACACUGCUGGAGUGCGAGGAGGGAGACCCUGACAACAUCAACAGCACUGCCAAGGUGGCAGUUCCUCCCAAGGAGCUUAUUUUGGCUGGCAAAGAUGCUGCAGCAGAAUAUGAUGAGCUGGCAGAGCCUCAAGACUUCCAGGAUGACCCUGACGUUAUUGCCUUCAGAAAAGCCAAUAAGGUGGGAGUUUUCAUCAAGGUCACCCCACAGAAAGAAGAGGGCGAAGUGACCGUGAGUUUCAAGAUGAAGCACGAGUUUAAAAACCUUGCUGCUCCAAUUCGGCCCAGCGAGGAAGGUGAUCAUACCUCUGAGGUCAUCUGGCUCACCCAUCACGUGGAGCUCAGCCUCGGUCCAGUGCUCCCAUAAACGCUCCCAACGCUUGUGCCCCAACAGCUGGCCGCAGGACAGACUGUCACAGUGAGGAAAGCACCCGCCAAAACGUUCUGCGAGGGCUCCCGUGUGAUGUGUGGGUGUGCGCCACAGGCCCCAGCCAGGCCGUGAGGGAGGUGGCUGAGGGUGCUGUGGUUUGGGAUGGUUUGUUCUCUCUCCUCUUGUUGUAGUGCCCACUGACUACCGCUCUGCUUCCCCACACCGCCACAGGCUAGUUUUAACUUGCAGCACGUGUUUCAGCACAGAGAAAGAUCUCACUUUUUCCAGAUUUGCACGACACCUGGCUGAAUUUUAUCAACAGAAAAGAACCCUUCUGUGUUUUUUUUUCAUGUUAGCCCACAAAUCUGAUGCGUUACCUACUCAUAUGAACAACUUCUUUUUCCAACAGAGCGACGCCCUUCCUGAACAACCGUUUCAGGAGGUGGCUGUGUCUGCUGCGUUAUUGGCAAGUUACUGGCAGCAGCACGAUGCUUUCUUUUGGUUUUCUGCUUCCUUGUAGGAUACCUCAGCUGUGGGGGGUUGGAACAUACAACCCUACUGCUCUGGCGUAUGUAGCUUGCUUAGCUGAGGUGAUAGAUCCGUUUUCACAAAGGAAAUGAUCAGUUUGCCUUUAAACUAAACAUAUAGUGUCCUGUGAGUGUCCAUGGAUGUAACUGGCAACCCAACCCGCUGUCAGCCCGCCGUGUCACGGGUGGGUGUGGUAGCGUAAUGCCCCGUGAGCUGGCAAUUCUGUUUCUGCUACAGCUCUUGGCUGAGGCAGGGAUGCUCUGGAGAGGCUGCCUGGCAGCCUUCAGUUCUAUUAACAUGUAUUAGUAAGGGUAGAGAUCAGCAUAUGAAACCUGGAGAGUUAAGAUUAGGUCUGGUAGUCAUAAAACUACAGAGGCUCUUGGAGUUUGUACUCUUAUCUUUUUCCAGUUAGGGUGGGAGGGAGGUAUAAAGGUGGACAGACAGUUACAUGUUAACUAGCAUACACUGUACCAUAAGGUAAUUUAUCUGGGGUGUAAUUUGGCUGUAGUCCAAGCUAAAAUCAGUAAUUAAGAGCAGUAUCCAGGAUACUGAAUUGCUAGUAACUGCAUAGCUUAGUUCACGUGGGUGAGAUCACUCCCCACAGAGUGUUCCCAGUUCAGACUGACCUUUGUUAAAUGUUUUGGAUGGGCUUGUUUUGCUGGGAAAGGCUUGAAUAUGCCAGCCAGCCACCUCUCUAUUGCUGGAGACACUCAUGCCAUGGCUUUGCCAGCCCGGAGCUGCAAACCUUCUGCACGGGAGGGCAGGAUGGGGCUGCCUGCUCUCCAGGGAGGCAGUGGUGCACCACCCAAAAACGAUCUCCCAUAGCAUGAGAAACCUGUCUUGGUGUGCCUGGGCGAAGGCGUGCCUUACAGCCUACGUCCUGCAGCAGGUCUCAGCACGGCGAGGCAUCACGUUUACAACUUCGUGUAGGUUACACGCAGAGUACAGCAUGAGUUUAAGAUUUGUAGUUCAUAGUUAAUCUCUAGUGCUAGCGCCUGCUGUGGCUUUACCUGUCCAGAUAACAAAGUGCUUAACUUUUGGCUGUGACUUCUCUUCAGUAGCCAAAAUAGCUGCUACACUUGUGACACUAAGGUGGAAAAGAGCCUUUUUGGGACGGGACGGUGGCUGAGCAAGGCCUCGAACCACCACCUGGGAUCAUGCUGGGGCUGAUGACCUGCUCCUCAACUCUCCGUUUCUCACUGAAAACAAAAAGGUGCAUUGAUUUUAGGAUAUUGUGAGCGGUAAAAUUAGCUCGGUGAGGUUUGUUGGUUGGUUGUUUGUUUUUUUUUCCCCUCCCCGUAGGUGCUUGUAGGCGAUAGGAAAGGUGUCGGUGUGUCCCGGUCUGUCCCCGCUCUCGGAGCGCGCUCCCCAUUGUCUGCCCCUUCCUGACAGGCGACUGUUGCCUUACUGCUUGACGUCGUGUAGUGACCUUCAAUAAAGCAAACGUGGCUCUCGGA
This is a messenger RNA of Athene cunicularia (burrowing owl), 3311 nucleotides long. It is a transcript of the gene DCTN4, whose product is annotated as dynactin subunit 4. The record is from RefSeq and is a predicted model, not a curated record. The transcript is spliced from 13 exons. Lineage: Eukaryota; Metazoa; Chordata; Aves; Strigiformes; Strigidae. The coding region runs from base 94 to 1323 and encodes 409 amino acids. Gene Ontology annotation, cellular component: dynactin complex.